CAUUAUGGAGUACCUUAUAAAGCAGUGUUGGGUCCUUGCCGUUCUCUUUUUCCGGACCCGUCAUCCGCUAAACAGGGGAAGAAGCCGACAUCAUGACUAACACCAGAGGCAAGAGGAGGGGGACGCGAUACAUGUUCGCCCGACCCUUCCGUAAGCAUGGCCCUAUCCCUCUGUCCACGUACAUGCGCAUCUUCAAGAAAGGAGACAUUGUUGACAUAAAGGGAACCGGAACCAUCCAGAAAGGAAUGCCUCACAAGUGCUACCAUGGCAAGACUGGCCGUGUGUACAAUGUCACGCAGCACGCUGUGGGUAUCAUUGUAAACAAGCAGGUCAAAGGCAAGAUCCUGGCCAAGAGAAUCAAUGUGCGCAUUGAGCACAUCAAGCACUCUAAGAGCCGGGACAGUUUCCUGCAGCGUGUGCAGGAGAACGAGAAGCAGAAACUGGAGGCCAAGGUGUCCGGCAUCUGGACGGAGCUGAAACGACAGCCGGCAGCCCCACGGUCUGCACACUUUGUCAGCACCAAGAACAACGAGCCCCAGCUCCUGGAGCCCAUCCCCUAUGAGUUCAUGGCAUAGUGCUAAAAUAAUAAACACGUUUUACACACA
Molecule: messenger RNA, 605 nt
Organism: Conger conger (European conger)
Lineage: Eukaryota; Metazoa; Chordata; Actinopteri; Anguilliformes; Congridae
Product: large ribosomal subunit protein eL21-like
Exons: 6
Coding region: 93-575 (160 amino acids)
Biological process (GO): translation
Cellular component (GO): ribosome; cytosolic large ribosomal subunit
Molecular function (GO): structural constituent of ribosome
Source: RefSeq, a predicted model, not a curated record